Cannabis sativa is the source of this 435-nucleotide messenger RNA. RefSeq lists its product as uncharacterized. Bases 1 to 435 code for a protein of 144 amino acids. The record is from RefSeq and is a predicted model, not a curated record. NCBI's taxonomy places the organism in Eukaryota, Viridiplantae, Streptophyta, Magnoliopsida, Rosales, Cannabaceae. The transcript is spliced from 2 exons.
AUGCGUGGUGUAACGAGAUUUGGAGUGAAGGGUAAGCUAGCCCCGAGAUAUAUUGGGCCUUUUGAGGUUAUCGAGAGGAUUGGGGAUGUGUCUUAUCGAUUAAACUUACCAGGACGGUUGAGACAUGUUCAUAAUGUGUUCCAUGUGUCUAUGUUGAGGAAGUAUACUCCAGAUCCGUCACAUGUUAUUGAGUAUGAGGCUAUCCCUCUUCAGGAAGAUGUGACUUAUGAAGAGCAACCUGUCAAAAUCUUGGCGAGAGAGCUAAAAGUGUUAAGGAACAGAGAGAUUCCAGUAGUCAAGGUCUUAUGGAAAAAUCACAGAGAAGACGAGGCUACUUGGGAGAUAGAGUCCGAGAUGUAUAUGAACUCUGCCCCUUUCCGGCGACUUUCCGUUGACAUCGUGUACCGUUUUGACAAACGGUUGGCAUGGGUGUGA